AAUCUCCAGAACAUCAUAAAAAAACAAGGAAAGACGGAGGAAUUCAAUUUAAAACAUGAGUGGAUGUCCAUUUUUUACCAAACUGCAUCCACUGAAAGCCAAAAGCAGUGACAUUGAUGACGAGGAUGACUCUCAAAAAGGCAUCAACAAAGCAGCAAAAGGAGGAAUCACCUAUGGAGACUACCUGCAGCUGGAUAAGAUCGUUAAUGCUCAGGUGCUACAAAGUGAACUGAGAGGAAACAAAAUCCAUGAUGAGCAUCUGUUCAUUGUAACACACCAAGCGUAUGAGUUAUGGUUUAAACAGAUUCUGUGGGAACUGGAUUCAGUGCGGAAGAUCUUCAUCCAUAACCACGUUCGUGACGAGAGGAACAUGCUGACGGUGGUCAGCAGGAUCCACAGGAUCACUAUGAUCUUCAGGCUGCUGGUGGAUCAGUUCGCUGUGCUGGAGACCAUGACCGCUCUGGACUUCUACGAUUUCAGGGAGUACUUGUCUUCAGCUUCAGGCUUCCAGAGUCUGCAGUUUCGUCUUCUGGAAAAUAAAAUUGGAGUCGCAGAAAACUUGAGGGUUCCCUAUAACCGCCGGCACUACCGAGACAAUUUCCACGGCCAGGAGAGCCAAGCUUUACUCCAGACCGAGCAGGAGCGCACCCUGCUGCAGCUGGUGGAGCAAUGGCUGGAGAGAACUCCAGGCCUGGAGGAAGAUGGAUUUAACUUCUGGGGGAAGCUGCAGGUGAACGUUGAGGAGGGCUUCAGAUCAGAGAAACAGAAGCUGGAGAAAAUGUCAGACUGUGAGACGAAGCAGGAGCUGCUGGAGGAUCUCAGCAAACAGAUUGAGCUGUUCAACUCGCUGUUCGACUCCAAACGCCACGAUCAUCUACUAAGCAAAGGUGAGCGACGGCUCUCCUACAAGGCUCUUCAGGGAGCGCUGAUGAUCUACUUCUACAGAGAGGAGCCUCGUUUUCAGGUGCCGUUUCAGCUUCUGACGAAUCUGAUGGAGGUGGAUGUUCUUAUGACCAAAUGGAGAUAUAAUCACGUGUGCAUGGCUCACAGAAUGAUCGGCAGCAAAGCCGGCACAGGUGGAUCCUCAGGUUACCAUUACCUGCGCUCUACUGUCAGUGAUCGGUAUAAAGUGUUUGUGGAUUUGUUUAAUCUGGCGACGUUCCUGAUCCCGCGGGCCUGGGUCCCCAAAAUCAACCGCAGCAUCCACAAGUUCCCGUACACGGCGGAGUGCAGCGACAGCUCCUACAGCUCCUGCGGGUCCUGCAGCGAGGAGGACUGAACCCGAGACCCGAGUCCUGAGACCCAAGUCCUGAGACCUGAGUCCUGAGACCUGAGUCCUGACCUGACCCUGAUCUACAGACCUGAUUAUUCUCAAAACAGGAAACGACUGCAGAUUUAUAAACAUCAGCAAUCAGCAGUGUUACUCAGAUAAGAUAAGAGUUUUGUGUGUAAUGCUACAUGUGUAUAUCUGGUCAUAUAUAUAUAUAUAUAUAUAUAUAUAUAUAUAUAUAUAUAUUAUAUUUGUAUAUUAAGUGGACAUCAAAGAAAUUUGCCUUUUUUAUUAUUAUUAUAAUUAGGGAUGAACCUAAAUUAUUAUUUUUAGCUGUGCUAAAACUGAACAAAAUUAACACACAGGAUACUGAACAUAUUGUUUUUUGCCUAUUUUUUUGUAUUGCUUUUUAAAGAAAAGGCAAAAAAACUAGUUUACUCUAAUUAACUCCAAGAAAUAGUUUAAACUAAUCAAAAACAUUCUUGUUAUGAAUGUUCAGCAUGAAUUUACCUCAGUAGAGCUAUUAUAAUAAUAGAUUUACCUUUGUAGGGCUGUUCUAAUCAGAAAUUUACCUCAGUAUAGUAAUUGUAAUCAUAAAGUUACCUCAGUAUAUUAAUUGUAAUCAUAAAUUUACAUUGUAAUAUUUUUCAUACAUUUUCCUCUGUAGAGCUAUUUUAGUCAUAAAUUUACCUCAGCAUAGUAACUUUAAUCCUGAAUUUACCUGGGAAUUGUAAUAUUUUUCAUAAAUUUACCUCAGUAUAGCAAGUCUUAUCAUAAAUUAACCUUAACGUAGAAUAGGGUGGACUAUUCUACUCCUAAAUAUAAAUGUACCUCAGCAAUACACUUUUUUUCAUAAAUGUACCUCAGCAGUGCCUUUUCUUAAGGAGGUAGGAGUGAAAGCCUGUUGGCACUGUUUAAAAUUCCGAUAAAACACUACAAUAUGGCAAUUUUUCAUUUUUUUUACAUAUUAAACAGUAACAGUAAAUAAUAGUUUGGGCAAAUAUUCUGUGCAUCCCUAAUAAUAAUAAUAAUAAUAAUAAUAAUAAUAAUAAUAAUAAUAAUAAUAAUAACAAUAACUAAUGAUUUAUCGUAGUAUGGGUUUGUAGAUAUAAAAAGUAUAGUAGUGUUUUGUAUAUAUUAUUUAUAGGUUCUAUUUAUAAUCAGACAUAUUUACACUGAAGCAUAUUAGCAUGCUAACAGAUUAUUAUUAUUAUGUGCAUAUGAUGUGUACAGUAUUAGUUGAAGUAGCUGUAGUGUAAUGUAAUGUAGUUAAAGUUUCAGUGUGAUGUAAAAGUUGUAUAUUAGAGUAUAUAUAUAUAUAUAUAUAUAUAUAUAUAUAUAUAUAUAUAUAUUAAUAAUAUUUCAGUGCUGAUUUUAUACAGUGUGUUUUUGGACGGUGUGGAAAUGCUGCUGUGAAUAAACGUUGCUAUUCUUCCUCUC
Messenger RNA from Astyanax mexicanus (Mexican tetra), 2710 nucleotides. RefSeq names its product tryptophan 2,3-dioxygenase b (gene tdo2b). The record is from RefSeq and is a predicted model, not a curated record. Gene Ontology annotation, molecular function: L-tryptophan 2,3-dioxygenase activity; metal ion binding; heme binding. Lineage: Eukaryota; Metazoa; Chordata; Actinopteri; Characiformes; Acestrorhamphidae. The coding region runs from base 56 to 1279 and encodes 407 amino acids. The transcript is spliced from 12 exons.